AUUUCUCACACACUGAAUACUUCACGUGCUCUCUUUCUCUUCUUACAUCCCCCCCAACUACUACUACUUUUUUUGUUCUGUUGUCUGUCAAAAAACAUUAAAAGCCCCUUAUCUCAUUUCUGUUUUCUUGGAAACUGUGUCUGUCAGUUUGAGCAUUAUAUAUAUUAUUGUUUCCUCAACCAGACCUCCUAGGUAGUUGGUUAGUUAAUUUAGUUAGAGUUUUGUUUAAUUUAGGCAAGAGAUCUUAUUUCCUCGUUUAAUAUGGAGAAGGGAAAGUCAUUAUCUUCUUCUUCAUCCUUUACCAAUGAUCUAUUUGGUCCGAAAGAGCCUACGAAAACGUCAUUAUUUAAUUCGGUUUUCGGCCCACAUUCUACGGGACUUGGAAGGGAUUCCACUCACUCUGCAACUAGAGGUUCAUCAAGAAUUCAAGAUCCAAAAGACCAGUCAUGUGGAAAUGCAAAAUAUGGAAAUUCAGAUAAUAAUGGUUCUCAAAGAAGCAGAGGAGACAUCAGUAAUAAGGACAAGAAUAAUUCCAUAUUGUAUCAGAAUGAAACAACAGAACCAUGCCAUUUAAGCUCAUCUAUUUACUAUGGUGGCCAGGAUGUUUAUUAUCCACCUACUGCCUCGCACAAUAAUACUUUCAAGAAAAAUGAAGAUGAUGAUGAUCAAAAUGGAAACAAUUCAAACUGUGCUUCAAGAGGAAAUUGGUGGCAGGGAUCAUUGUACUAUUGAGGCCUAGCCUUUUUUGCUAUGCAAAUUUGACCACUAUAUAAGAAAUCAAGAGAUUAGAGUGCUCCGACCCCUCCUCGGAUUCGUGCAUAGCAGAAGCUUAGUGUACUGUGACGCUCCUUUAGAAGGCCUUAGUUGCAGCAUUUUAGUCCCUUAAUUUGUAUCUUUUUUUGUGUGUGUGGUUUUCUUAGUUUGUUUUUUAUGGUAAUUGGCAGGACCUUAAGCCAAUUUUGUACAUGGAUAUUGUCCAAGUAGUUUAACACUUGUAUCAGUAGACAGCUUGUUCUAAUUAAUCUUCCCUCUCUAUAUGGGAUUAUGUAUGCUUGGAGAAUAUAAUGGGGAUCUAUUUAUAAUCAAUAGUUCACAGGGA
This is a messenger RNA of Capsicum annuum, 1099 nucleotides long. RefSeq lists its product as uncharacterized. The record is from RefSeq and is a predicted model, not a curated record. The transcript has 5 exons. Bases 262 to 732 code for a protein of 156 amino acids. NCBI's taxonomy places the organism in Eukaryota, Viridiplantae, Streptophyta, Magnoliopsida, Solanales, Solanaceae.